This is a messenger RNA of Plasmodium relictum, 3438 nucleotides long. RefSeq names its product pyridine nucleotide transhydrogenase, putative. The coding region runs from base 1 to 3438 and encodes 1145 amino acids. Lineage: Eukaryota; Apicomplexa; Aconoidasida; Haemosporida; Plasmodiidae. Gene Ontology annotation, molecular function: NAD binding; NADP binding. Gene Ontology annotation, cellular component: mitochondrial inner membrane. The transcript has 3 exons. Gene Ontology annotation, biological process: NADPH regeneration. The record is from RefSeq and is a predicted model, not a curated record.
AUGAAGAGAACGACAUUUUGUCUAAUUCUUUUUAAUUUUUAUUUAUUAAUUAUAAAGAACAGUUAUUCUAAAUCCAAUUUAAGGAAUAACCCAAAAUACUUAUAUGAAUCAGUAGAGGGCAACAAUACUUUUCAAAUAAAAUUACCUACUAUUACUUUUCCAUCAAAUAAUAAUAUAAACAGUUAUAAAAAUGUAGAAAGGGAAACAAGAAAUGUUAUAUCGGAUGAUAUAUCUGAAUUGUCAUCAUAUUCCUUUUUACCAUCGUUAUUAAAUGCAGUUUAUUUAUUUUCUUCUUUGUGUUUCAUAUUAUGUUUAACAGGUCUAAAUGAUCAUAAGACAUCAAAAAGAGGUAAUAUGUUAGGUUUUAUAGGAAUAAUAGCUGCAAUUUUAGUAACAUUUAGUCAAGUAGGGUUCGGAUUCAGAUAUGAAUUAUUCUUUUUAAUAGUAAUACCAGCUGUAAUUAUAGGAUUAUAUAUUGCUCAUAAUGUAAAUAUGAUUCAAAUGCCACAAUUAGUUGCUCUAUUUCACAGUUUCGUUGGCUUAGCUGCUUUAUUUGUAGGGUUUUCUAAAUUUCAUUCUGCGUCUUUUGAAAAUUAUGAAAUGAAUACAAUUCAUCUGAAUGAGAUUUAUAUAGGAACAUUCAUUGCUUCUAUUACAUUUAUUGGAUCAUUAGUUGCAGCAGGAAAAUUAAGUGGAAUUUUAGAUAGUAAAUCUUUAAAAUUGAAAACAAAAAAGUUAGUUAAUAUUUUAUUUAUGAUUAUUAUUAUAAUUCUAGGAUAUUAUUUUGUUAACAACCAACUUUUAUACUUAAAAACUAUUUGCCUAUAUACUUCCUUCAUUAUUGAAUUAUUCCUUGGAUUCCAUUUAAUAGCAUCUAUUGGUGCAGCAGAUAUGCCUGUAGUUAUAAGUGCUUUAAAUUCUUACUCAGGUUUUGCUACAGCUAUAAGUGGAUUUUUGCUCCAUAACAAUUUAUUAAUUAUAUCAGGUUCACUUAUUGGUUCUUCAGGAGCUAUAUUAUCUUACAUUAUGUGCAUAGGAAUGAAUAGAGAUAUUUUUAAUAUAAUAUUAGGAGGAUGGGAUGAUUAUGAAGAAUUAAGUGAAUCUUUACAAGAAAAAGAAAAAAAAAAGUCUGCGAAUUCUACAACAAAUAAAUAUGUUGCGGACAACUUAAUCAAUGCAAAAAAUAUUGUUAUUGUCCCAGGUUAUGGUGCUGCUGUUAGUAAAUGUCAAAGAGAAUUAGCUGAAAUUUGUAGUAUAUUAAAAUCAAGAAAUAUAGAAGUAAAUUUUGCUAUUCACCCAGUUGCAGGAAGAAUGCCAGGUCAUUUAAAUGUGCUAUUAGCAGAAGCAAACAUUCCUUAUAAUAUGGUUAAAGAAAUGAAUGAAAUCAAUCCAUUAAUAUCUGAUGCUGAUAUAGUUCUAGUAGUUGGGGCUAAUGAUAUCGUUAACCCUUCUUCUUUAGAUCCUUCAAGUAAAAUUUACGGAAUGCCUGUUAUUGAAGUAUGGAAAAGUAGACAAGUAAUUAUUUUAAAAAGAAGUUUAAGCGCUGGUUAUUCAGCUAUUGAUAACCCAUUAUUUUAUUACUCCAAUACAUUUAUGCUUUUUGGGGACGCUAAAUAUUCAACUAAUCAAAUUUUGACUAUUUUGAAUGAUUAUAUAAGUCAUAAACAUCCCGUAAUUACUCAAGAAGAUAGAAAAAUCGCUCAAAAAGAAACAGAAUCUGGAUCAUUGCAUUCCAUAGUGGAUAGCUUUCCAAGUGAAGAAGAUAUAAAAUUAACAGAAGAUUAUCCUAAACCUAGGAGAGUUAUCGGUCUAGUAAGAAAUGAUGAUAUAGAGGAGAAAAAAAAAGAAGAAAAUGAAGUCAAUUUAACUAUAGUUCCUCUUGCACCCAAAUUUAUACCAAAUUUAAGAAAAAUGGGUUUUCGUAUAUUGGUUGAAGAAGAUAUAGGAACAAAAAUAUUAAUAAAAAAUGAAGAAUAUACUAAAUAUGGUGCUGAAAUAGUAUCAAGAGAAAUUAUUUUUAAACAUAGCAACAUCAUACUAAAAGUAGAUCCACCAACAAUAAAUUUUAUAAAUGAAAUACCAAACAAUACAAUAUUAAUUGGCUAUUUGUGGCCAGGUAUUAAUCAACAUUUAUUAGAAAAAAUAGUAGAAAAUAAGGAAAAAAAAAAUAUUACUUAUCUAGCAAUAGAUGAAGUGCCUAGAUCUACUCGUGCCCAAAAAUUAGAUGUUAGAAGCUCUAUGAGUAAUUUACAAGGAUAUAGAGCUGUUUUAGAAGCUUUUUUUAUUUUGCCAAGAUUUAGUAAAUCUUCUUUAACUGCAGCAGGAAAGAUUAACCCAGCAAAAGUUUUUGUUGUUGGUGCUGGUGUAGCAGGGCUACAAGCAAUUAUAACAGCAAAAAGCUUAGGAGCUAUUGUAUAUGCUCAUGACUCAAGAUUAUCAACAGAAGAAGAAGUGAGAAGUUGCGGUGGAAUAUUUAUUCGAAUACCAACUGAUGAAACUAACAAUUCAGAUAUCUAUACAAAAACAAUGAGUGAACAAUAUGAGAAAAUACAAAGGGAUAUUUUCAAAAAAAUUAUUAAGAAGUGUGAUGUUUUAAUUUGUGCAGCGUUUAUUCCAGGAAAAACAUCUCCUAAGUUGGUAACUACUGAAAUGAUUAAAUUAAUGAAAGCAGGAAGUGUAGCUGUGGAUUUGUCAACAGAAUUUGGGGAUAAAGAAAAUAAUUGGGGUGGAAACAUUGAGUGCUCCCAAUCAAAUAAAAAUAUUAUUAUAAAUAGUGUUCAUAUAUUAGGAAGAGAUAAAAUAGAAAGAAAUAUGCCACUGCAAGCUUCUGAUUUAUUUUCAAUGAAUAUGAUAAAUUUAUUAGAAGAAAUGGGUGGAGGAUUACGAUUUAAUGUUGAUAUUAAUAAUGAUAUUAUUAAAUCAUUAGUUGUAAUAAAAGAUGGAAAUAUAUUAUAUACACCUGAAAAAGCACUUGAUAAAUCAAUUAAAAGUGAAAGUGUAUUCGUAUGUAAGAAAAAAGAAAUUAUAGAAUCAUCUUCAAAAAAAAAAAUUAAAUAUCCUACAGGGACACGUUUAAUAGAAAAGUUUAUUGAAUCGGAUCCUUUUUUUUAUAUUUCUUUAUUUCUUGUAGUAAUAAUUACAUUACUAACAGGAAAAAUAUUAUCACAAUCUGAUUUGUAUCAUUUAUUUUUAUUUACAUUAUCCAUAAUUGUUGGUUAUUAUUGUGUUUGGUCAGUAACCCCAUCUUUACACACACCAUUAAUGUCUGUAACUAAUGCGCUAUCUGGAGUUAUAAUUAUAGGUAGUAUGAUUGAAUAUGGUAAUGGUUUUAAAAGUUUAAGUUCAAUUUUAUCAAUAAUAGCUACUUUUUUAUCGGCUAUCAAUUUAUCUGGUGGAUUCUAUGUAACAAAAAGAAUGCUUGAUAUGUUUUUGAAAUAA